AUGACGACUGUCGUUUCGAUUGACCCGGCUCCUGCCUACAACGACGCAGAGAGGGGCACCCUCGACAUUACCUCCAGGCUCCCGGUUGCCAGCUCGUACCCCGACGAGAAGAAGGCAAACCUCGUAGUCGCGGAGGUCAUCCCCGCCAAGAAAGACACGCCAGCCCCGGCUCCGAAGCCGGUGAGCAAGCCACCGAAGCACAAGCCUUCCGCUUGGACGCGAUGGCAGGUAUGGUUCAACACGUACAGGAAGUUCUUCGUCUUCACGUUCAGCUUGAAUAUGAUCGGCCUCGGUCUUACUGCGUCGGGGCAUUGGCACUACCCGCUCAAGUUCCCCGGCGCUUUCAUUCUGGGCAAUCUGCAAGUGGCGAUCCUUGUCCGAAACGAGUUGUUCGGUCGCUUCCUCUACCUGACAUGCAACACCUUGUUCGCUAAGUGGACACCCUUAUGGUGGCGCUUGGGCUGCACCUCGGUCCUCCAGCAUCUUGGCGGUAUCCACAGCGGUUGUGCCGUCUCCGGACUGAUCUGGCUGCUGUAUCACGUCGUCAAUCUGUUCCGGGCGAUGCACAGCUACAACGACUCGGUCCUGGCGUUUGGAGUCGCCACGAACUUUGUAGUGGCUGCCGCCGCUCUGUCCGCCUUCCCGUGGAUCCGGAACAACCACCACAACGUCUUCGAGCGGAACCACCGUGCUUUCGGUUGGUUGGGCAUCAUCAUCACCUGGGCUUUCACUAUCCUCGGUGAUUUGUGGGAUGUAAACACUCGGACCUGGAACCUGAGCGGCGUUCACCUGGUGAAGCAACAGGACUUCUGGUACAUCAUCAUGAUGACCACUUUCGUCGCCAUUCCCUGGAUUUGCACUCGCGAAGUCGAGGUCGACAUUGAGCUUCCUUCUCCUAAAGUUGCCAUCGUCCGCUUCAAGCGGGGCAUGCAGCAAGGUCUCUUAGGGCGUAUCUCCCGUCACCCGAUCAAGGAGUACCAUGCGUUUGGUAUCAUCUCUGAGGGCACGCACUCCAAGUACCACUACAUGAUCUGUGGUGUGCAAGGCGACUUCACGCGCAGUCUCGUCAACGACCCCCCUCGCACGCUUUGGACGCGUCAGCUAAAGUUCGCCGGCAUUUCCAACACGUCCACCCUGUACAAGCGUGGCAUUCGUAUUUGCACGGGCACUGGCAUUGGAGCCGCUCUCUCGACUUGCAUCCAAUCACCGAACUGGUUCCUUAUCUGGAUCGGCUCCGAUCAGGAAAAGACCUUCGGCCCGACCAUCAGCGGUCUCAUCCACAGGAACAUCGAGCCCGAGCGAGUACUGCUGUGGGACUCGAAAGUUCGUGGCGGUCGCCCUGAUACCAUGAAAAUUCUGAAGGAGAUAUAUCACUCCUUCGGUGCUGAAGUUGUCUUCAUCACCUCGAACUAUGUCGGCAACUUCGAGAUCAUGCAUGGUUGCAAGGAGGCCGGCAUCCCCGCCUUCGGAACGCUUUGGGACUUCUAAACGGUCGCG
Punctularia strigosozonata HHB-11173 SS5 is the source of this 1497-nucleotide messenger RNA. RefSeq lists its product as uncharacterized. The record is from RefSeq and is a predicted model, not a curated record. Lineage: Eukaryota; Fungi; Basidiomycota; Agaricomycetes; Corticiales; Punctulariaceae. Bases 1 to 1488 code for a protein of 495 amino acids. The transcript has 10 exons.